Molecule: messenger RNA, 861 nt
Organism: Penicillium cataractarum
Lineage: Eukaryota; Fungi; Ascomycota; Eurotiomycetes; Eurotiales; Aspergillaceae
Exons: 2
Coding region: 1-861 (286 amino acids)
Biological process (GO): intracellular signal transduction; protein phosphorylation
Cellular component (GO): nucleus; cytoplasm
Molecular function (GO): protein serine/threonine kinase activity; ATP binding
Source: RefSeq, a predicted model, not a curated record
AUGGCAAAAAGCAUUCUCAAGCAAUCAUUGCAGGGCCUUGCAUUUCUCCACAAAAAUGGUAUCGCCCAUGGAGACUUCCAGCCUGGAAACAUGCUUUUUACGCUUAAUGGUAUCGACCCGACUCCCGAGGACGAGCUUAGGCAAAAGGAAGAUGUGAAAGCCCGGUCGAUCUCGUCCCCGGUACAGAGGCUGGACGGUAAACAAGAUAAAUGGUCACCUCCCUAUCUUUGCGUUGUACAGCCGCUGUUGCCAUUCGCCUUUUACACCGAAGGUUUCAAGAUUAAAUUAUCCGAUAUGGCGGUGGUCAGUCCUUCCAAUUCGUAUCCAGAUUUCUUUACCGACCCGCCGACAAAGCCCGUUACUCCACGUGGUCUUCGAGCUCCCGAGUUGAUUCUAACCGGAGCCGUCGACAAUACCAUGGAUAUCUGGAGUUUCGGCUGCCUUGUCUUUGAGCUCAUCACCGGACAGCCACUCUUCUGUAUACCAGGUUCCAAGUAUGAAGAUGACGAUCAUCUCUUCUCCCUUACCGCCCGUCUCGGCGCCCUCCCCGACGAGUUAUUCAAGCAUUGGAAGAACUCAUCGCCAUAUGUUACGCUCGAGAGGAAGCUCUUCAACUGUCGGCUUGGAGGAGUCGAUCCGGGACAGGAACCGCUUUUGGGGGAGGAGAUGUCUAUGGAAGAGCUAUUUGAUAUGGCAGGUCCAGAUUUUGACGAGGAGGAAGCCCGGAAAGUGAAGGCGCUCAUUCGAUGGAUUUUGCAAUAUAAUCCCACAAAGAGACCUUCCCCUGCGAAGAUCUUAGCUGAUCCAUGGUUCUGCGAGAUCGAUGUGGAGAAUAACUCGUCCAAGGUAUCUAUAGUCUAA